Molecule: messenger RNA, 5662 nt
Organism: Mus musculus (house mouse)
Lineage: Eukaryota; Metazoa; Chordata; Mammalia; Rodentia; Muridae
Gene: Klhl7
Product: kelch-like 7
Exons: 11
Coding region: 480-2027 (515 amino acids)
Biological process (GO): protein ubiquitination
Cellular component (GO): nucleoplasm; cytoplasm; nucleus
Molecular function (GO): protein homodimerization activity; identical protein binding
Source: RefSeq, a predicted model, not a curated record
CCGGCGGAGGCUGGCGGCGGGGCCGGCGCCUUGGCUGACGGCCUGCUCCGCCACGGGGCUUCCGAGGCCCGCUCGACGGGGACUCCUGCGGCGGGCGGGGGGCCUCCGGGGCGGUUGUGUAACCGGUCUCAUCCAGUUCCCCGUGAGGCCUGGAGCCUUCCCUUACCGUGCGGUGUCAUCUGGAGCUCUCGGAGGGAGGCUCCCGCCCCGCCGCCCUGUCACCCAAGUGGCACGAGUUGAUAAAUCACCUGUCAUUUAGGGCGACGCCAGUCACCAGUAAAUAGCAGUUUUCUAAGGGUUCUGGCGCCACUGUUAACCAAGAGGAUCUCUUUGUGCUGUCUUUGAUUUUGCCGUGUAUUGGAGAAACCGCAGCAUUUGGUUGAAAGAGAACACUGUGUGACGUGAUCCUCACUGUCCAGGAAAGAAAGAUCCCCGCUCACCGCGUUGUCCUGGCUGCAGCCAGUCACUUCUUUAACUUAAUGUUCACAACUAACAUGCUUGAAUCUAAGUCCUUUGAAGUAGAACUCAAAGAUGCUGAACCUGAUAUUAUUGAACAACUGGUGGAAUUUGCUUAUACUGCUAGAAUUUCUGUGAAUAGCAACAAUGUUCAGUCUUUGUUAGAUGCAGCAAAUCAGUACCAGAUUGAACCUGUGAAGAAAAUGUGUGUUGAUUUUUUGAAAGAACAAGUUGAUGCUUCAAAUUGUCUUGGUAUAAGUGUGCUUGCAGAGUGUCUGGACUGUCCUGAACUGAAAGCUACAGCUGAUGACUUCAUUCAUCAGCAUUUCACUGAGGUUUACAAAACAGAUGAAUUCCUGCAGCUUGAUGUCAAGCGAGUGACACAUCUUCUCAGCCAGGACACCCUGACUGUGAGAGCAGAGGACCAGGUUUAUGACGCUGCCGUGAGGUGGUUGAAAUAUGAUGAGCCUAACCGCCAGCCAUUCAUGGUUGAUAUCCUUGCUAAAGUCAGGUUUCCUCUUAUAUCGAAGAAUUUCCUAAGUAAAACAGUACAAGCUGAACCACUUAUUCAAGAUAAUCCUGAAUGCCUUAAAAUGGUGAUAAGUGGAAUGAGGUACCAUCUGCUGUCUCCUGAGGAUCGAGAAGAACUUGCAGGUGGCACACGGCCUAGAAGAAAGAAACAUGAUUACCGCAUAGCUCUGUUUGGAGGCUCCCAACCACAGUCCUGUAGAUAUUUUAACCCAAAGGAUUACAGUUGGACAGACAUUCGCUGCCCCUUUGAAAAACGAAGAGAUGCAGCAUGUGUGUUUUGGGACAAUGUAGUAUACAUUUUGGGAGGUUCUCAGCUUUUCCCCAUAAAGCGAAUGGAUUGCUACAAUGUUGUAAAGGAUAGCUGGUAUUCCAAACUGGGCCCUCCAACACCUCGAGACAGCCUUGCUGCCUGUGCAGCAGAAGGCAAAAUUUAUACAUCUGGAGGUUCAGAAGUAGGAAACUCGGCCCUGUAUUUGUUUGAAUGCUAUGAUACAAGGACCGAGAGUUGGCACACGAAGCCCAGCAUGCUGACUCAGCGCUGCAGCCAUGGGAUGGUGGAGGCCAAUGGCCUCAUCUAUGUUUGUGGUGGAAGCUUAGGAAACAAUGUUUCUGGGAGAGUGCUUAGUUCCUGUGAAGUGUAUGAUCCUGCCACAGAAACAUGGACUGAGCUGUGUUCAAUGAUUGAGCCCAGGAAGAAUCAUGGGCUGGUGUUUGUGAAGGACAAGAUAUUUGCUGUCGGUGGUCAGAAUGGUUUAGGUGGUCUGGACAAUGUGGAAUAUUACGAUAUCAAGUUAAAUGAAUGGAAGAUGGUGUCACCGAUGCCAUGGAGGGGUGUCACGGUGAAGUGUGCAGCAGUUGGCUCUGUCAUCUAUGUCCUGGCAGGUUUUCAGGGUGUAGGCAGAUUGGGGCAUAUCCUUGAGUAUAAUACUGAAACAGAUAAGUGGAUCGCCAACUCAAAAGUCCGGGCUUUCCCAGUCACAAGUUGUCUAAUUUGUGUUGUUGAUACUUGUGGAGCAAAUGAAGAGACCCUUGAAACAUGAAUGGUGAAUGGACUUCCACUCAUCUGAAACUUAGAGAUAUGGCCACCAGUGGUUUAUUCCAAGAGUUCGGUUAUGAAGUUCUGAUCUGGUAUUUUGAUAAAGUAAGAUUCCAAUAAGAUAACAGUUUAUAUUAUCUGGAUCUCCUUACUUAAUUCAAAGAUCAUAUUUUAUUUGGCCAUCCAAGAACCUAUCAGCCAGAAAACGUGAAAAGUUACAAGCACUUCUUGAAAACGUGAAUUGCAAAUAUAUAACUGAUUGUGGCAGAGUGGGGCAUGCUCAUCAGAGAAAGAGCCCCAGCUUAGCUCUAGAUUCUAUUUUCCUAAUUGUGUAAGUGCUGUGUAGUUAGGGCUUUUUGUUUCUGUUUGGUCAAGAACUAAGUAAUCGUAUGAAUUAUAGUCGGAGAUGGUAAACUCUGAUAGAGUAACUGUAAUAGUGUUAUGUAUUUUGCUUGUCUUCAUUAUUUCAUUUAGUGCCAAAUUAUUCCAUUUUAAAGUAAGCAAAAAUGGCUUAAACAUACACACUUUCUCACAAAACUUCUCAGAUUUUUGGGACUUAACUGUACCCAGUUACUCAUGAAAUAAUAUAUUCAGUCCAAUUAAAUGAAAUAUUAUACAUUUUUGUAUAAAAUAUUAAGCUUAGCACCCAUCAUUAAUUCAUAUGGUUUUACUCAGCAGUGUAAAAAGCACUCUAUGUCCUCAUUCUCUAUGCGAGAGCCAAUCAGUAGGAACGAUUGACCAACAGAAGAAAAGCUGUUGGAAGAAAUUUCUAGAUUACUAGAAAAGCACUGAUAAUUGUAGCCCAGUAGCAUAUGGAUUUUAAAAAAUACAGUUUUCUUUUCUCCUAGCAGAACAUGUUAGAGGUAACUGAGUUUUCUCUAAAAGUUUUGUAAUAAUUGGCAUUAAGUAUAUCAUUAUUCAUUGCUUUUAUGUGGACAACAAAUUACCAAACGGCCUAUUAAUUUUUCUCAGUAAUGUUUUGCCCUUUGACUAUGUAUGAAAUGUGCCAUGUUAAACUGUCAAUCAAUGUUUUUAUCUGAUAUUAAAUAUUUUUAACUUAAAUAGAUUUGCUUUGUUUAUUCAUUCUACGUGUGUUCAUUAAUAUUUCUUAAAUUUGUGAAAGUUUCCAUUUAAAAUUUUUCUCUGAAUGGAAGUUAGAACAGACUCUAAAAUGUUUAAAUUAAAAGUGAAGUUGAAAAGUGACAGGAUUUAUCUGUCAAGUUCUUAUGUAUAGACAGCUUUAUUGAGAUGUAAUUCAUAAGCAUACAGUUCACCCAUUUAAACUGUACUAAUGUAGUGGCUUUUAGUAUGUCUAUAUGCGGGGCUGGUGAGAUGGCUCAGUAGUUAUGAGCACUGACUGCUCUUCCAAAGGUCCUGAGUUCAAUUCCCAGCAACCACAUGGUGGCUCAUAACCAUCCGUAACAAGACCUGACGCCCUCUUCUGGAGUGUCUGAAGACAACUACAGUGUACUUACAUAUAAUAAAUAAAUCUUUUUUAAAAAGUAUGUUUAUAUGCACUGUGUACAGUCAUCAUUGUAUUUUUCAAGUGUUUUCAUAACUCCUCCGAAAGAAGCCCUGUACUUACUGUAGUCACUCCUAUUCCCAUGUGCUAGCUUGCUACACUGCUACAAACUACUGCUUGCUUAAUGGAUUAAACCAACCAAUAUAUUUUCACUGUUUAGGAGGCCAGAUGUCUCAAAUCUGGCUUUUGGAGGAUUGGGCAAAACCGCCACACACCCCAUUCCCACCCCUGCUGCUGGUUGCCAGUAGUCCUUGACAUUUACUUCUUAGUUUAUACCUAGAGCUGCACUGCAGUCUUACACCUUCAUCUUCUCAUGGUCAUUUCUUUCUCUUGUGUAACUAUUUUCACUUAGUUCUUUUGUAAAUAGCAUUUAUUUGAACCAUUCUUUUUUUUAACUUACAUAUGAAUGAAUAUAUACCAUCUGUAUGCCUGGUGCCCACAGAAGUCAGAAAAUGGGGUCAGAUCUCCCGAAUCUGGUUGUGAACCACCACGUGGGUUCUAGAAACUGAACCCAGGUACUUAGAAGAACAGCUAGUGCCCUUAACCUUGGAGCCAUCCCCCGCUGGCCUGGAGUUAAGAUACCCACCCUCUGCUUUCUAAAUGCUGUGACUAAAAGUAUGCACCACCACAUCAGAAGGAUUCUAGUACUUUGUCUUAAACCACUUACAUCUGCAAAGAUCCUGUUUUCAAGUAGAAAUGCAUUCUGGAGUUCUGGAUAGAUAGGAAUUUUGUGAGGAACACUAUUUAACCCAGUACACUCUUACAAACUCCAGCCUUAGACAACCUCCACCUCUAGACUGUAAAAUGAUCUUUUAUUCACUUGAUGUAAUUGUCAUCUCAGGCUCACUGCCUCUGUCUGCUAACCUAGGUGAGGUCCUGGAAGCUUCCAGCCUCCAUACAAUCUUAUCUAGGCCUAGAAUGUUUUCAUCUUUUGAGACUUACUGCUGAACAAGCUCACCCUUUCUAGCUCUUUCUAUACUCUGGCUGGUUCAACUUAGCUGUUCUGGCUCAAACUGAUUCAAUCUGGCUUCUCAGUCUCUGACUGUUGUAAAUAUUUUUAUGUAAGAUGUUGAAAUUUGCACUAUUUUAAAAUGUGGCUAUUUGAGCUGGGCAGUGGUGGCACACGCCUUUAAUCCCAGCACUUGGGAGGCAGAGGCAGGCGGAUUUCUGAGUUCGAGGCCAGCCUGGUCUACAGAGUGAGUUCCAGGACAGCUUAGGGCUACACAGAGAAACCCUGUCUCGAAAAAACGAAAAAAAAAAAUGUGGCUAUUUGAAGCUGGAGAGGUGGCACUGUAUCUUGCAGAAGGACCUGGGUGUGGUCCUUUGCAUCCACUCGGAGGCUCACGAUCAUCUACAACUCUAGUUUAGGGGGAUUCAGUGCCCUCUUUCUAGCUACCUCAAGUACCAGGCACACAAUGAAGCACAUGCAUACAUGCAGGAAAACAUGAGAAAAAUUGUUAACAUAGCUAAAUUUUCUGAUGACAAAAUACUCAUUUAUUACACUGUAAUCACACUGAUAGAGCAGUUACCCCUGUAGAAUAGGCAGCACUGUUAAAAUAUUUUGACUAUAUUAGCUGUUCUUUUUAGGCUGCUGAUUAACUAGAACACAUAACAUUUUAUAAAGCUUUCUAUAAAGUUCCUUUACUCCUAAUAACCUGUAUCAUGUUCCUAAUAAGAACACGUCUUCCCCCAAACCAGAACUAUCAUUCACAAUUCUAAAGGAUAAUGGGUAAAAGUAAACUAUUCAAAGUAUAUUACUUCAUAUACAAAUUGCUUUGUAUUCAAAUUUCUUUGUAUAUAAAGUACAUUUCAUUACUUUUUCAAAAAGUUCCUUUCCUAUAAUGUACUCUGCUUUCAUUUCAGUAGAUACUGGGUUUGUCAGUGUUCUGUCCUUUGAAGUGCUUUAUUUUGAUGAUACAUGGGUUUUACUUUUGAGAAUCACAAUUUGAGUAUGAAUGUUUAGUAGACAAAACUUGUUCCAUAUUAUAACAGUAACUGUGGCUCUGUGGUCUAGUUUUUAAAACUUGUCAUUAUAGUGUCAUGAAAAUGUUUGAGUCAUGAGGCAUUUUAAUACACCAAUAUCAAAAUGUGCCAUUUAAUAAAGUUAUUCAACUAAA